CGUCAUCGUAAACAAACAUGGCAGACUUACUCAUCAAGAAACUGACAGCUGAGGACUUUAACGCCGAAAGAUAUGUGCAGGACCUCAGCCAGAGCAGUGUUGGGGGGCUGGAGCUACAGCAGCAGAGGCAGAAGAUCCAGCACCUGGCCGAGGACACCAACGCCCAACUCAAGAAAAAUGUGUAUAUGAACUAUAUGCAGUUUAUUGACACAGCUAAGGAAAUUUCAUAUUUAGAGAGUGAGAUGUACCAAUUGUCCCACCUUAUUACUGAACAGAAAUCGCUUUUGACAUCUUUACUGGAAUUGUCAAUAACAGGUGACAGAGGGCCCGGAAGUGCAGCCCAGGAAAUGAUCGAAGUGAACCCACAGGAAGUGAGACAGAAGCGGGAGAGAGAAAACAGAAAGAAACUCACAGGACUGUUGGAGAAAAUUGAAGGAUGUUCGCAUGUAAUGGAGGUGGAAGAUCGGUAUCUAGUCUAUGACGGAGACCUUGUGGAACUCAACCAGGACGACUACACAGCUAUGCAGAGGGUCCACGCGUACCUGUUGAAUGAUUCCUUGAUGAUUGCGGCGUGGCUGAGCGACAGGCGGGGUCCAGUGCGUUACAGGUUCGAGGUGCUCUACCCCCUAGACCAGGUCCUACCAGUCAACAUCAAGGACCGCGGGACAACGAAGAAUGCUUUCAAGGUCCUCAUUUUCCCCGAUACUCGAGUAUUUAUGGCCCCAGAUGCUAAGUCAAAGCAAGACUGGCUAGAUGAAAUAGAGCGCACCAAGGCCAACAAGGUCACAGUCGACAAGCAGAAGGUGGAACGAGCUCAGCAGCAACAGAAGGAACGGCACCAGAGCCUAAGCAAGGAGGACUCGCUGGAAAGUAACAAUCGUAGGUGUCACGCGCGCUCUUGCUUCCAGAUUGGCACUUUCUCUUUCGGAGUUUAG
Messenger RNA from Penaeus indicus, 935 nucleotides. Its product is annotated as exocyst complex component 8-like. Bases 18 to 935 code for a protein of 305 amino acids. The transcript is spliced from 7 exons. The record is from RefSeq and is a predicted model, not a curated record. NCBI's taxonomy places the organism in Eukaryota, Metazoa, Arthropoda, Malacostraca, Decapoda, Penaeidae. Gene Ontology annotation, biological process: exocytosis; intracellular protein localization; Golgi to plasma membrane transport. Gene Ontology annotation, cellular component: exocyst.